UAUUAUUACUAAAACAGUAUGUUAAUAUUAUAAUUAAUAAUUGUCGAUAACAUAAUGAGGCUUUUAAUAAUAAUAAAGCUUUUCUCCGCCAGGUUUUACUGCGAUUACUGUGACACGUACCUCACCCAUGACUCGCCCUCCGUGAGAAAAACCCACUGCAGUGGCCGGAAGCACAAGGAGAACGUGAAGGAUUAUUACCAGAAAUGGAUGGAGGAGCAAGCCCAGAGCCUGAUUGACAAAACAAUAGCGGCUGCAUUCCAGCAAGGGAAAAUUCCACCGACGCCGUUCUCGGCACCUCCUCCGGCCGGAGCCAUGAUCCCGCCUCCGCCCAGCAUCCCUGGCCCCCCCCGGCCCGGCAUGAUGCCAGCCCCACACAUGGGGGGGCCCCCGAUGAUGCCAAUGAUGGGCCCACCUCCCCCAGGAAUGAUGCCAGUCGGACCUGCUCCUGGGAUGAGGCCACCCAUGGGAGGACACAUGCCAAUGAUGCCAGGGCCCCCCAUGAUGAGACCCCCCUCCAGACCCAUGAUGGUGCCAACCAGGCCAGGAAUGACCCGUCCAGACAGAUAAAGAUGGAGAUGGAGCUGCCUUCUCAUUUUAGGACCUUCCCUAUGACAAACGCCACAGACCUGUGUCCCUGGGGCUUUGUACUCAGUGUGUGGAGAGAUUCUGCUGUAGCUUCAGCAUAAGAAUGGACACACCCUGCACUGACUUGUACAAGGUCUGGCUUUUUGGGUGUCUUUUCAAUUGUAUUAUGUUUUUCCCCCUCGUUUAAUGACAAAAGCAAGAAUAAACAUUGAUGUUGUUUCCA
Melospiza melodia melodia is the source of this 808-nucleotide messenger RNA. It is a transcript of the gene SNRPC, whose product is annotated as small nuclear ribonucleoprotein polypeptide C. The coding region runs from base 55 to 567 and encodes 170 amino acids. The record is from RefSeq and is a predicted model, not a curated record. NCBI's taxonomy places the organism in Eukaryota, Metazoa, Chordata, Aves, Passeriformes, Passerellidae. The transcript has 5 exons. Gene Ontology annotation, biological process: mRNA splicing, via spliceosome; mRNA 5'-splice site recognition; spliceosomal snRNP assembly. Gene Ontology annotation, cellular component: U1 snRNP; nucleus. Gene Ontology annotation, molecular function: zinc ion binding; pre-mRNA 5'-splice site binding.